GGAGGGAGGGAGAGAGGGAGAAUGAGAAUGAGAGAGAGAGAGACGGGCUGGCUAGCCUCACUCCUCCUGUACAGGCUGUGUGGAUGUCUGCAGAGGAGCUGCUGUUCUGCUGAUGUAGUGGUGGCUGUGGAUUCUGAUCUCCCGGUGUGGGUUUGGAUUCUGCCUGCUGGGUUCUGUCUGUGGGCUCUGGAGCUGGAGCUGGGGGCUGAGAUAGUGUCCUGACAUGCGUGGGAUCGAGACUGGCCCAUUCGGACUGACUCGUGAUCCAGUCUGGGGACGGGGGAAGUGCUGCUAGUGCUCUCUCUCUCUCUCUCUCUCUCUCUCUCUCUCCCCCCCCCCCCCCCUCUCUCCCUCUCUCUCUCCUCCCUCUCUCUGUGCUUGUACUGGGCAGUAGUAUUGCAGUGAGGUAUCUCUGUGGUAGAGCAGGCAGCUGUAACAGAGCCACUGUUCUGUGGCCACGCCCUGAGCUGAGCUGGCCUCAGCAUGGCCACCUGUCUCCACCUGCAUCUGCACCUGCGCCACUGCUACACCUGGAGCCCAGAUGAUGAGGUGGACCACCAGCACAGCACUACGGGGACCGAGGGGAGUAACUCUGGGGACACGACCCCGCCCACCAAGCGCAAGGGCAAGUUCUCCAGCCUGGGCAAGAUCUUCAAGCCCUGGAAAUGGCGGAAAAAGAAAAGCAGCGAGAAGUUUAAGGAAACUUCAGAAGUUCUGGAAAGAAAGAUCUCGAUGAGGCGGCCUCGGCAGGAGCUGAUCGAGAAGGGCGUGCUGAAGGAGAUACCGGACAAUGAAGCAGUGGAGGGGCACAGCACGAAGCCCCCCUAUGUGAAGAAUGGACACACUGUUCCAGUGAGCGGGGUGGGAGGGGUGGGGGGUGCGGGGCGCCCCCCCUCGGAGGGGGCGGAGUUCCGGGUGAACCCCACCUGGCUUCCGCAGGGGGGCGGGGCUGGGGAGAGGCGGGGCCGCCAGCCGCCCGCGGCAGACGGGGAGAAGAAGGCGGGGCUUCAGUGGCAGGCGGACGAGGGGCGUCGCCCCGGCAGGCUCCUCCCAGACGUGGAGAAGAAGCCCGUCCUGCAGAAGGGCCUAUCAGAGGACGGGCGCAGGACACGCCCCCCUUCAGACGCCGAGCGCAAAGCGCCCCUCCCCCGACACGCCUCCGCUGAGGAGGGCCGCACGCGCAGGGAGUCGAAUGGCAGCCGCUUCGUUCCGGACGCUGACUCCAUGCGGGACACUUUGAGGGAGCCCCUCCCUCCCAAACAGGCCAUCCUGCCGCCCAAGUGGCUGGUGAGCUCCACGCCGGAGCCCGGGAGCGAAGCCCCGCCCCCCCGCACGCCCGUCACUGUGGCCACGCCCUCCUACUCCGCCUCGUCCGGUCCCCCCGGCUCCUCGGCCGCCGGCCCGCUGGUCAAACCCGCGCGGAACGUCUCCUCAUCCGGGCCGCCGCCCCCCUCGCCCCCCGCGGCCCCCCCCGGCCCCCUGCAGGUCAAACAGCCCCCCGCCCCACCGCCCAAACCAGCCAACCGCAACAGCAACCCCACCCUGCUCGCCUCUCCCCUGCCGCGGGGGGAGAACGUGCACUUCCCCCUGUACUGGUCCUGCUGGAAGCGUGAGGGCGAAUACGACGUGUACCUGUCCCUCCCCGUCUACCUGUGUCGCAGAGCUGGAGCACCCCGCCCAGAACUGUCCCAGGCAGCCGGGGGGGUCAGUCUGGUGCCGGCCAAGCCCUCGCCCCCCAUGCCCCCGAAACGCACCACCCCCGUCACCAAGCGCCCCACAGAGGAGCCCCCCUCCUCCGCCCUGCCUCACCCCGCUUCCCUGUCUGAGGAGGACUACCACCUGCCCCCCCCUCCCCCGUCCCCACCCCUACCCACCCACGCGCCCCCCUCUCCCCCCCAGCACUCCUACCCCCACCCCCUGCCCCAGCCCCUCCCGGCCAUGUUCGACCCCCCCAGCCCCACGCUGGAGGCCCCCCGCCCCCCUCCUAUCCCGCUGCACAUCAUGAUCCAGCGAGCCCUGUCCAGCCCUGGGCCCGCCCUGCCCCACCCCGACGGCUCCCAGCGCGCCCACACCCUGCUGUUCGAGACCCCGCCCGAGUACCGCCCCCUGCCCGUCACCAUCCAGCCCCUCAAACAGGCUGAGGAUGACUACUCUGAUGAAGAGGAGGAGGAGGAAGAGGAGGAAGAGGAGGAGGAGGAGGAGCCUCUCUCGGAGCCCCUCCCCCUGCAGGCGGACCUGGAGCCGCGGAGCCGGCGCUGCCUGGUGGGCGAUGUGGGCGUGACCAUCAUCCCCGAGGGGGAGGGGCCAGAGACCAGCGAGGAGGAGGAGGAGGAGGAGGAGGAGGAAGAGGAAGGGGAGGAGCUAGCGGAGGAGGAACCGCAGGACGAAGACAGCGACUCGGAUGGGCCGGUUCUCUAUAAAGACGACGACUCCGACGAAGACGACGAUGAAGAAUGCCCGCCCAGUGCUCUGGCCAGCAGGGUCAGGAGGAAGGACACGUUGGCGCUGAAGCUGAGCAGUCGGCCGGCCGCUCCUGAGCGGAUGGCCCGGGAGGAGCAGAGCACGCUGUCCUGGCAGAGCAGGGAACAGUGGGAGGCCAUCCGCACACAGAUCGGCACUGCGCUGACCAGGCGACUGAGCCAGAGGCCAACAGCAGAGGAGUUGGAGCAGAGAAACAUCCUGCAGCCUAAGAACGAGGCCGACCGGCAGGCAGAAGUGAGGGAAAUCAAACGGCGGCUCACCAGGAAGCUGAGUCAGAGGCCUACCGUGGCCGAGCUACAGGCCCGGAAGAUUCUGCGGUUCCACGAGUACGUGGAAGUCACCAACGCUCAUGAUUACGACCGGCGCGCAGACAAGCCCUGGACUAAACUAACGCCUGCUGACAAGGCGGCGAUCCGGAAGGAGCUGAACGAGUUUAAGAGCUCCGAGAUGGAGGUGCACGAGGAGAGCCGGAUCUACACCAGGUUCCAUCGCCCGUAGCCCCCCCGCCCCGGGCGGGGAGGGAGGGAAAGCACUUACAGACCGGAUGUGGGCGGGGCCUGUGAGAGGGCUGAGCUCCCAUGCGUCAGGACUUAAGGACUGCCUCAUUACUCUUCUGAAUGUACAUCAGCCUCCGUCAGGACCGACCCUCCUGGGGACCAGGCAAGAUGGCCGCUCCCUCGCCGCCCCGCACUGCGGUUCGGCUGGGCGGGCGCGGGCGUGUUCGGAGGGCCAACGCAGUAUUUCCCCUGGACUUUACGAGGGGAGCCGUGUGCCAAGAGGAAGCAGCUGCACUGCGCCUCCCCGCCACCGGGGCGCUGUGGCCCCUCCCUCUCCGGGGAACGUCCGGGCAGCCUUCUGCUUUUAUCGUACUGAACAUUUGAUUCUCUUAUCGCUGAUCAGGAAAACUUAACUAACGACAAUAGUAAUAAUGUUGGCGACAGUAAUAAUAAUAAUAAUAAUAAUAAUAACUGUAAGAAACUGACUGAGGGGAAGGCGAGGCAGGGUGCUGCAGUGGAAGGCGGGGCUCUGGGACAUGUGUAUUGUGUAAGUGUGCGUGUAGAUUGCUGUAAUUUUCUUAGCCUAAUUAACCUGGAACAUUAUGAUACUGAACAUUUCUCGAGUGCACAUGGUUUUUAUUUUAUAAAUUUUUCGGAUGAAGAAUUUGCCGGGUUUGAAGGCGAGUCGACGGGGCUUCCUGGCUCGGGUGAUGAUGUAGGGUCGAGUCUGUGAGCGCAGGCUGUGUGUGUGUGUGUGUGCGUGUGAGCGUGCGAGUGUGUGUGCGUGCGCGUGUGUGUGUGCGUGAGCGUGCGAGUGUGUGUGCGUGCGCGUGUGUGUGUGUGU
Messenger RNA from Conger conger (European conger), 3822 nucleotides. RefSeq names its product phosphatase and actin regulator 4b (gene phactr4b). The transcript has 14 exons. Gene Ontology annotation, molecular function: actin binding. Bases 484 to 2979 code for a protein of 831 amino acids. NCBI's taxonomy places the organism in Eukaryota, Metazoa, Chordata, Actinopteri, Anguilliformes, Congridae. Gene Ontology annotation, biological process: neural crest cell migration; actin cytoskeleton organization. The record is from RefSeq and is a predicted model, not a curated record.